Messenger RNA from Amoebophrya sp. A25, 9508 nucleotides. The record is from the annotation of a GenBank genome assembly. Lineage: Eukaryota; Dinophyceae; Syndiniales; Amoebophryaceae.
CUAGCUGUUUUGGCUAUAGUGAUCGGAAUCAACGGAAUCCACGAAAAAUGUAAUUAUUGUGCUAUGAGUUGUUGCCUUGUUCAUGCGGAGGCGGGUACUAUAGUUGAUGCGGUCCGUUCUAGGCCGCAGCUGUGAUCCGCACGAAGGACGCAAUUGCGGUAAGGGCUCAAGAAGAUGCCUAGUGGACAGCCGGAAGCUACAACAUUUUCUGCCAGGAAAAGUCUCAGUGCUAGUACAAGAGCGGUCAUGGAGGUUCUAUGGCCAGGUUGCUGGCUUUUCUGACUUCUCGUAACGCAUUUCAAACAGGUCGAUUCUUGGCCUACACUACAUCAACAUGAUCAAGCAGGAAACGACCAUCCCAACUCCUUCUACGCAAGGGACUCACGGUCAUCAAGCGCAGUCCAUGAACAACUGUUAAAACUCAAUCACGCACGACACUAUGUGUUUCGCCUCCGGACUACUUACCUUUUCUCAAUCUUCUGACCAAAACACCAACAAUCAAAGCCGAAAGGAGGUAACCUACUACGUCGUACUAGCGGGACUACGACUGUGAUACGGUCUCACGGAUUAGUACGUCUACCUACAACGACCACUAGCAGGACUUCAACUUGUACCUAAUCCAUCAAGAAAGCCAUGAUGCAGGUGGCAUCACGAGAGCGCAUCUGCGAGGCUGGCUCUGCUGAGGGUUGGAUAUUCCCUCUGUUCGAAGCAGAGAAGGACCUACCAAAAUUAAGGGUUAUCACAUUACAUUCAUCACUACACACUGACUACUAUCUUUGACUUGAUGUUCUCCAGUAGGAAUUGGGUCCUCAGGGAUGAUCUGUGACGAUGAAUGCAAAAAUCUAACAAAUGGAGUUUUAGCAGCGAUCUACAUUACAUUCCUAGCAUACCUCUUCCUGGGCAUCGCGGUCGGUUCUGACGUGUUCAUGACGUCAAUAGAGGCGUUGACGAGUAUGAAACGCGCGGUUGUUGUUGGCGGGAAGACGGUAAUGCUAACGUAGGAGAUGUCAAUCACUUCACACUUCACAGGGAAUGUAAGUCACGUACGGUAAUGUAGUUAAGCUUCACGUCCACCUUUCGCGUCAACCUUUUGGAGGAUGCAACGAACAUCAUUUUGGAGGAUGCAAUGAAGUACUCCGUAUAAUUGUGUUUCUGUCGAUAUACUCGAAAACUGAAGAUAAGCGAGUAGCUAAACUUGCUUAUUUCAGUUUAUCCAACAACUCACCGUAUCUGAAUACUACAAAGAGCUGACAGUGAAGACAAACUUAAAGAACUACUCACUCAUUCCUCUGAUCGACGUGAACUACUCACUCCAACAUCAACGAACAGGUUCACGUCGAUCUUUGGAAUGAGACUGUAGCAACGUUGACGCUGAUGGCGCUGGGCUCGUCGGCUCCAGAGAUACUCCUAGCAACAGUGGAACUGGUCCAACGCGAUUUCUACGCUGGAGAGAUGGGUGUUGUUAAGGCCUGAAGUAUAUGAUGACUAUGAUUUCACUCGUCUUGGUGGCAAAUUAUGCCACCUAUUAAGCCGUUGAUGGCUUUGUGCGCCCUGAUAAGUUUUGGAAACUUUCACAUGCACAUUAUGAGUUAGUAACUUUUUUUUCUCUACUGAUCUCCAGGUACAGCUAGUACAGCUAGCUCAUCCUCAUGUUCAUCAGUUCCUAUUCUUAUUAUUCCAUACUUUGUAUUUUUUGACUGAUCAAGGAAGUAAAAGGACGUGCAACGAAAAUAAGAAUUGAAAUUAUACCUUUUACUAUAUUAAUUUGUCAAGCUCCUCUCUCACAAUCUCCCUGUCCAGCCCUAUCUACCUUCCCUCCCUUCUCCACCUCUCUCUCUCUCUCUCUCUCACCUCUCUCUGUCUCUUUUUCUAACUUACGCACCAUAGUGGGUUCAGCAGCCUUCAACCUGUUUCUGAUCAUUGCGGUGUGCAUUUGCACGAUUCCAGAUGGAGAGUCGCGCGUGAUUCGGGAGUUUGGGGUCUUUAAAGUAUGCACACUCUUCAUGCUCUGUGCUUACCUUUGGAUAUUGGUGUGCUUGGAAGUGUGUUAUGGCCGUGGCCGUUACUUAAUCCUGAACACUUGUUUAAUCCUGAACACCAGUUUGGUUGUAGGAAAAAGCUGUGCAUGGUGUGGCGUGCUGUACAACUUUUUAGGUGGGGAAGAUAUAAGAUUAAGUGCAAAGAAUCUGCGACCUGCGGGAGCCCUGCAGCAGUCUUCACCUCUGUCUGUCAGCACUCGACAUUCCACAUUUCUACAUCUACUCCCGGUUGGGAUCCCCUCUUCAUACGAAGACGCCUGGGCAAAUUACUGCAAUCGAGGGAGUAAUUACCUUAUUUAGGGGUUACCGAAUUGCAUCCUUCACUACCAUUUUUGGCUUAGUUUCCCAUAGGAAAGAAGUCGAGGAUGAUCUGAAGAAUGUAAUUGCGCAACCCCUAACUUGUUGUUUUUUCCUCUUCUCGUUCUUGUUGCGUAUCGGACGUCUCUGCUAGACCAGGACGCUGAGGAAAAAGCGGAUGCAGGUACUUAAUCUAAUCUAGUAAUAUGAUCUUUUUCUUUCUCCAUCAUGAUCAAACGAGGAUUCUCCUGCUCGUCCACCGUGAUGUCCUCCUCGCGCUUUACUUAGUAAGUCAAUGUAAGUAACCAAAUUAGUUACUAAGUCAAGUAAGUGUAAGAGUACGAGUAGUUGUAAGUAAUAAUGUUGAUCUUCAUUUAAUCACGCACAACCUUCACGACCUUGUUCUCAACUACAACACCAGAAAACACGGACCCAGCAUCGGUCGUUCCAACUCGGUCCGAGCAGGAUCGGCGCCAACUAUUAAAGCGUGUAAACGCAUUUGCGGCUGACGACGAUGCGCAAAUACUGCAGAAAGUCGUGGACUGGCACCUGAGGAAUCCCCAUGUCUCGGAAACGAAUCUUCUGCGUCUAAUGGAGCAGGAAGCCUUGAAAGUGACAGCUCAGCAUGUGUGCCCCAAAGACCACCAAGGUGGCGGCACAGCAGGCCGAGUGCAUGCCAGACGUUUAGCAAAACGAUCUGCCGCUCUCACCUAUUGCGUUCCCUCAUGUUGUCGCAGAUACCGGAAAAUCACGGAGCAGAAGGCGGGCCGCAAGAUCACAGCAAAUGCGCACUUUGAUGACACCUUCCUAGCUGAUGUGGCCGCGACACGAACCUCGCAUAAGUCUUCAUCGGCAGGUGGAAAUGGACAUGGUGGAGCUGCAGAAUCAACUGCAGCAGGAGCCUCCAAUAUAGGAGGAAGUGGCAGCACCACUACCACAGCUGGAGUCACAACUAGUACAACAAAUCAAAACCAUCAGCAACAAGAACAGGAAGAGCACCAGUGUCAGAGUCCGGCCUCUGCGGGGAGCGCAAAAGGGAGUCCACGUGGUGGGUCGACGAUGCACCUGAAUAGCAAUCGUGUUAAGGCUAUUGAUAUUGUAUCAAUCGACUUGAAGUUGAACAAAUUGAAUGAUGUUACAGCAAAACUAAAACUCUUUGUUCCUGUUCUUCAGCAAUUCAAAAUAACACCUCCUGGGGUUUGGUGCUUAACAAGAAUGCGCUCAUGUUGAUGUACCUACGAGUCAAGUACCACUCACUACACUGUUGUACGACGAUAUUCUAGGACUACACCAGAUCUAAUUCAUGAGAUCCGCAGCUAGCUCAAGCUUCAGCACCUCAGGGUGGAGGAAGGAGCUCUAUUGCAGGUGGCCUCACAGCCAUGAUGAGUAUGAAGACUGUGGGAGCAAGGAAAUCACACCAAACGCAGAGUGUGUCUACAACGAAGAUAAGCUUCAUGACAGGAAGCUACACAGUAGUCGAGAACAUGAUAUGAAUGAAGAUGUUUUUUCUCCCAUAAAUAUUUAACAGGAGACCAUGAAGAUCGAAGCUGGUCGUCCCCCUUUUGUUCAUCCCCUUAAAACUGUACUAUUUAGGUUUUUAAGGGGGGCCUCGAUGGUCUGCCUCUAGAGGGGAGAUGAAAAAGCAUCAUCCAUACAUAGAGAAGGUAGUUCUCAACUUGCAUAGGAUUGUUAAGGCUACCUCUGUUAAAAAUGAUCCAUCUUGGGAAAUUAAUACCCUGCAGCUGUCUCUCUCGCAAGGAGAAAGACGAAGAGGCAUCAAAAGAAGUAUCAGGAUACAACAGGAACAGCUCGAGAUGGAUAUUAACAGGUUGACCUCAGAGCAUUUUAGAUUCUAAGAUGGGGCCUUUGUCUCAUCGCGUGCAAAUGGACUACAGGACUAGGGAUGGGACAGCGAUAUCAGAUAAAAACGCCCCUCCAGGCACACAUCCAGACUAUAAACAUGUUGAGGCGACACUGGUGUUCGAACCGGGACAGGUACUCCUACUGGGUUAUUUACUUUCACACGAUUAUGCUGUUUCCUCAUCAAAAUGAGACUACCGAAUACCAGAACAAUACACCUUCACGCAGGAGCUCGCACUUGCUGCCUCACUCACUGACUCACUCACUGACUCACCCACUGGCUCACUCACUGACUCACUCACUGACUCACUCACUGGCUCACUCACUGGCUCACUCACUGACUCACUCACUGACUCACUCACUGAUUCACUCACUGACUCACUCACUGACUCACUCACUGACUCACUCACUGACUCACUCACUGACUCACUCACUGACUCACUCACUGACUCACUCACUGACUCACUCACUGACUCACUCACUGACUCACUCGCUGACUCACUCACUGACUCACUCACUGACUCACUCACUGACUCAUUCACUGACUCACUCACUGACUCACUCACUGACUCACUCACUGACUCACUCACUGACUCACUCACUUACCCACUCAGUGACUCACUCACUCACUCACUCACUCACCCACUCACUCACUGACUCACUUACUCAAUCACCUCCGGAUCCUUUCCCACCACCCAGCAAAAAAAAUAUCCUUACAUCAGUCGGAAGCACUGAUAGCGAUACCGAUUUAUGACGACGAUGCAGCGGAAGAAGAUGAGACGUUUUUGGUCGAGCUUGUUUUGGGGACAGGGCAGAACGAUACGGAUCCGGAUGGAGUGGUCGUAGCUGGGAAGAUUCCCAUGGCAGAGGUCUUGAUCAUCGAUGACGACGGACCCGGAACCCUCCAAGUUGCAGAGCAUGAGAUUCAUCAAACGACUUAUCUCUUAUGAUGAAUAUUACUAUUUAAUUGAAGAUAAUAAUAGUAUUUAUAAUAGGAGAGGUGCUUUUAGUAAGUAGCUGCUUAUAUAUAAUAGGAGAGGGAAUAUGAAUAAGAGAGGAUGGAAAUGGAAGAAGAAGAAGAAGAGUACUUGAGUAGUUGUUCAAGUACUAGAGUGAUCAGAAAAAGAAGAGUAGGACUUAAGUAGAAGUAGGUGUUCAAGAAGUAGAGUGAUUCGUCUGAAUGAAAGAACUGUCGAGACAAUUUUCAUCUCAAUUUCCUGGGAUGAAGUAAUACUUCAAAAAGUUGACGAAGUUUCCUCUACUUGCACCGCUUCCUCUACUUCCGCCUCUUCCUCUACUUGCGCCGCUUCCUCUACUUCCGCCUCUUCCUCUACUUUGACCCCUCUAAUCUCCCAUCCAACCGAGGUAACUGUCAUCCUAGAGCGUCGCUGUGGCAUCACUGGCCGGCUAAGGUGUAGGUGGAGAACGGUAGGCGCAAGUGCAGUAGAAGGCAGAGACUUUGAGGCGGUGCGCGAUGGCGUUGUCACAAUGGAACAUGGACAAUGUUUAUGACGAGAAAGAUUAUAAAUGAAAUCAUGACAACUAGGGAUUCAUAGGCAGAGAUCUCAACGAGUCCCUAGUUGUGGAUGCAAACGAUCGAGAUUAUGUAAGUAAAUUAAUACUACUUAUACAUAGUAGUACUUAUCCAUUCUACUUAUAGUACUUUUCCAGAAUAGGUAAGUAAGUAGAUUAAAACUACGUCUUCUACCUAGUGUUCCUACUCAGAGUAUAGGUAAAGUCAUUACAACGAACAUCAUGACCAACAUAAAGAUGAGCAGUCCCGUGCCCUCUGGUGUCUGGUAAAGCUACGUCAACCAAAUUCAAAUAAGAAAUUGAUACUUUAUAGACGUACUGUUUUGUCCUGCCUAUAGGCUUGUAGUACUAUAUGUGACAUGGUGAUGAUGAUACAUGUUCCAUCCUCAUCCUCUAAAACUCUCCGCAAAAGUGAGUGUGCCGAUUUUAGCACAGAGACAUACAUGCGACACGCCGUUGAGUUUCUAUGUGGUUUUCUUGGACCCGGAAGGCUUUGACUACUUCCUGGUCCGCAACAUGUCAACCUCGUCCCUGUCUUAAGGUCAGCUUUUCUCGUGUCCAUCUUUCUCGGCAUCUCGGUACCCUUUUUUCCCUUGUAUUCUCAUGAAAAGAAACACAAGGUAAAAGAGGCCAAGAUGAGGGGGCCGAGAUGCAAUCUAGCAGCCUCUAACUGCCUCUUUCGUCUCUGGGACUGGAUCAAGACAAGGGAGCAAGGCUGGAUGAUCGGAGGACCCCUGGGCAAGCAAAGAGGACAGCACCACCUUUAGGCAGUAGUGUCGGGAAUGGCAAUGGAAAGCUUGUGGAAGGACAAGAAGAAGUAGCUGUAGCAGGAGGUGUAGGCGUGACGUCAUCUCUUGGCGGUGGUCAUCUUGGAGCAAGACAACAAGAAGAGGACGACAAGAAUGAGAAUCAUGAUGAGACGAUGAAUACUGCAACGACCAAAACAAAUUAUACUGGUCGUGAUGAAGGAGAAGGACCAGCAUCCUCUUCAACUUCAUCGAGACCACAACCUUCUACCGAAUCAAAUAAUCCAGCAAGACAGACGCUCCUUACAGCUUCAUUCGGAGACCAGCGAGAUUUGAACUCUCUGAUGGAGGUGAGGGUAGUGCUACAACCAGAAAAAGGAGUAACGGCAUAUAUCGAAGGCGUUUACGAAUCCUUGCGGGAAAUCAAUGCGAGGAUAAAUGUACCAACUGUAGUUCUUGAUGUUGUCUGCUGGGCAAGAACUUUGAAGAUACUUACUCAGGAGAAGCAGCUAGAUUUCUUAUCUUUCUCAGUACAAAUCUUAAAAACUCGUAGUCUAAGUAAAACUACGUACAGUAUGAGUAUGAGAGAUAUCUGCCUAAGUAUUUUCGUCCAGCAUCAAAACAUCUACACCUCUCUCACACCAGGCUCACGCCUCCGGUUAUCGAGAAGCUUUAGUGACAGCCUGUUUUCCUGGUGACGUAGAGGGGUGGGGAUUGCAUCUGUUGAUGAUGCCUUGGAAGGUGUAUUUUGCAAUUUUUGUUCCGCCUCCAUCACUCGGACAUGGUGCGGCAACUUUUGUGAUGUCACUCGCAUUGAUGGGCUUUGUGGUGGCUUGCGUAAAUGAUGUUUAUGGUGUUGAUGCUGAAUGUUUCUUGAUGUUGAUGUAGAUGAUGAAAAUAGACAGAUGACAGGGGAUUGAGAUUGUAGAUUGUGCUCAUUUUAGUUUUUCACUGCAAGCCUUCCGAUGACUUGUUAGGCUAUAGUUAUGACAGUGACAGAGCCGGGCUGUACUAAUUAUUACAGCACGGAGGUGGAUGCGGCUUUGUUUCUAGUGACGCAGCAAUGACCUCCAAAGAGCACCCUGGGCAACUAAAACAACAUAAUCUAGUAGUACAGUUGCACGCACACCAUAUCUAAUAGAAUCUUCUUCUUCUAACCCAUAGCCUUAAUGAUCGGGUGUGCCUUAGAAAUAUCCGAUAUGCUUACCGCAUUGACUCUGGUCGCAGCCGGGACUUCAUUGCCAGACACUUUUGCAAGUAAGAUCGCAGCUGAACAGUCAGAAUUUGUUAAGGCUGAGACUUCAUUGGUCACUGAGAGUGGUUACCGAAGACAUCAAAGGGAAAGCAGCUGCGAAACGUACUGCGCCCCUAUUGGUGGCCAGAAAACUAAUAGAGGAGGAGCACUAAGCUCCGCCUGCCGCCGGUUUGCGAACUGGAUAGAGCUGAGGCCGCUCUUUCAGUAGCCCCAGGAUACAAAAAAAAGAAAACUUUUCCUGAAAUCUCCAAAUCCAAAUCCAAAGUGGGAGCUGUGUAAGGAGUCUUGUCCCUUUCGAAUCAGUGACCAAUGACUGCCGACCGUUCUAAAUUUGCAGACGAAAGUAUCACGAACGUAACGGGUAGCAAUAGCGUCAACGUCUUCCUGGGGUUGGGGCUACCUUGGGUCCUGGCGUCGAUCUACUGGGCGUUGGAGUUAGGGGUGUUUCUGAGUUGGAGAAUCGUAGUUAGAUAGUUUGCAUAUUGGGUGUUCGAGUAUGGGUGGAUCUAAGAUUAAUAGGGACAGAUUUGUUGGGCUUUUUUAGACUCUUUCUCGUGAAAGGUAAAGAAUCUCCAACAUGAACAUCUUCUGAGGCAUGAAAAUAGUAAGUAAUACUUCUUCCCUCCAUUCUUGUUCUUCAACUUCUAACCCCUGGCCCUACUGCUAUGUGGCGUGGGCGAUGCCAGCACAUGGGGAGUAGCGACUUGACGAAUUUCUGUCUCACCACAGACACAGCCACGUUCAUCGUCCCCGUCCAGAACGUAAGCGCUGCGACGAUGUCCUUCCUGUCUGCGGCGUUGGUCGCUGUGGCUCUGCUGAUUUACUUAUGGUGCGACUUCGAUUUCUACGUACAAUGUAAUGAUUUAUUCUCUUGUUGAUGUUGAAACUAGGUUGACAUGAUUACGUAGGAGCAAGUCAUCAUUUACACUUUCUCGACAUUCCUAAUCCUUCGGAGGACCUAUUGCGGUGGCGAACUGGGGGGAGACCGAAAUACGAAGAGAAUUCACGCCUGCCUCCUCUGUCUACUCUGGCUCACAGUGGUUGUAGUUGUCUCACUCCUGUGAUCAGCAUGCGCUUGAGCAGCAUACGAUAAACGAAACAGAAGUACGUAGUUGCCUUAGUUAAGUACCUUACUGACGACUUUCAGUUCGAGUCAGAAUCAGAUAGGUGCUAGUAACGAAAAUGUGUUGGAGAAAAAAAUUAGCCUGUUGCAAAUGUGUAGAAGUAGUUCGAUUGAGAUUCUUCAAUAGUGUAUUCGUAUUCGAGGCAUGAGUUUGUGUUGUAUUCGAGGCACCAUGAGAAUUUGAAUUAUAGUGGCAUCGUUCUUGAACAGUAAAAGACUUGAAGUAAGGCUAACAGAUGCAAUUGCAAAGUAGGUUCCAACAUAAGACGAAACACAUAUGCACCUCAGUUUCUGUCAUUUAUAGCGGCGUGUCAGUAGCAUUUUUUGUCCCCAAGUGAUGACGUCAGUGACGUUUAGUCUACGGUUGACUUUUUUAUCAGUUUCCUAGAUAGAUUUAGGUGGUUGCCAGAUCGUCAUCAGCGAGUGUUAGGUUCUAGUUUAUUUGCAGCGUUGCAUGUUGCGGUAUAUUUCUUGACUGAUUUAUUUGAGAAAGGUUGUAACAGUAACCUUACUCGUUUCGCUUUCCUUCUUUUAACAGUUGUUUCCAGAAGAUGGCAUAGAACAAGUUCGCCACGAUUUUUACCUACAAGUAGCAGGUGUACGAUUCAGAUCAUGCUUCAGACGAUCAUGCGACCAAGCAAUGUCCCCAAGUUGU